This is a messenger RNA of Schistocerca serialis cubense, 4025 nucleotides long. Its product is annotated as G-protein coupled receptor 52-like. Bases 100 to 1005 code for a protein of 301 amino acids. NCBI's taxonomy places the organism in Eukaryota, Metazoa, Arthropoda, Insecta, Orthoptera, Acrididae. Gene Ontology annotation, cellular component: membrane. Gene Ontology annotation, biological process: G protein-coupled receptor signaling pathway. Gene Ontology annotation, molecular function: G protein-coupled receptor activity; peptide binding. The record is from RefSeq and is a predicted model, not a curated record. The transcript has 2 exons.
UCUAGGCGCAGGCGUCAGCGAGUGCGUGCGCGUGCGCGUGUGCCUGUGCACGCAGCGGCCGCUCGCUCCACGCUGGAGCCCCUAACGCAGGCCGGCAUCAUGCUCAUCGUGGGGGUAGCCAUCGUCCUCGCCAACAUCCUCAUCAUCGCUACCUACCUCUCCUUCCGCGGUCCAUCAGAGAUGAUCAACAUCUAUCUCCUGUCUCUAGCAGUAGCAGACCUUCUGUGUGGCUUAUUCGUAGUUCCACUCUCAGUGUAUUCAGCCUGGCUACAAAACUGGAUCUACGGAGAUUUGGUGUGCCGCUUGAUGGGGUAUCUUGAAGUAACGCUCUGGAGUGUUAAUGUCUUCACCUUCAUGUGGAUAAGUGUUGAUCGGUAUCUGGCAGUGCAAAGACCGCUUCGGUAUGAUACAGUGCAAAAGCGUACCCACUGUCAAUGUUGGAUGGUGUUCACAUGGGUCUCUGCUGCAAUGUUGUGUUGCCCUCCACUGCUGGGAGUCAAUAAGCCACAUUUCGACCGUGAUGCUUUUGUCUGCAUGUUGGACUGGGGAAAUAUGGCUGCCUACUCUAUAACAGUUGCCAUACUGGUGCUAGGCCCCAGUCUCAUCACAAUUGUUUACACAUACUACUACAUAUUUUCCAUGAUGAGAAUGGUGCGAAGUGGUGUCCCAAUACAUGAUAAAGAAUAUGCAUCUGCUCUGACUGAAAACUUGUCUAACCCAAGUCACAUAAUGUCUUUCGUGCUUGUGCUGACAUUUUGGAUUUCAUGGACACCGUAUGCAACAGUCAAGUUCUAUGAGUACUUCACAAACAGCAGGUAUCAGGUGCCAUAUCUACACUUUGUAAUUGUGUGGAUAGGUAUUCUGAACUCUUUCUGGAAAAUAGUGAUCCUCAUCGCUCUGAGCCCACAGUUUCGAUUAGCAGUGCGUGUCUUCUGUAUUAGACUCUGUUGUCGCUACAAAGGCAGACUGCAGGGUGAGUUGAUUGAUAUGGAUGAUGAUGAUUAAGACUAUUUGUUGCUUAGUGAUGAAGUGACUACCUUCUUGCUCUGCAGUUGUGUCUGACAGGAAUCAGGUGUUGUGCAGGUGUCUCAGGGAAUGCAUUAUAAUAUAUACAUCUCUGUAGCUAUGUUCUAUUCUGAAAUGGCUCACAACUGUUUGAGAGAUGGAAACUAACUUUCAUUUCUUAUAUCUUGAUGCAACAACAUUCUAAAUGUCUCUUUUUCAGAAAAAGUCUUGCGACUAAUAUAUUCCCCUUGUUGUAGUAUUUCUACAAAUGUAUUGUUUUAUGAAUUGUUUGAUUUUCUGUUCAGAGGAGUAAAUAAUGUAUAAUUCAUGUAAAAAUUGUUUUUUGAACACUAGAAUUACAAAAAUAAUGUCCAGAAAAGAAGGUAUUCUCAGGUUUAUUUCAAGACAUUCAAACAGAUCAUUUUCUGACGAACCUGUUUCACUCACCAUGAUACAAUUACUAAACUGGAAUUGGACAUUCCGAAAUUUAACACACGCUGUUUACCUCUGUAGGAUGACUAUGUAUUUACAGAAUGGUAAAUCUAUUUCUAACUUACCAUGUGCUAUAAAUCAUGAUUUUCUCUUUCAUGAAUGCAACAGAAACUUCUUACUCUGAUCCUGUAUGUGGUAACAACAAAUAAUAUUUCUGAUACAAAAUCAACUGUUUUAAAGUGAAUGUAUUCUAAAGAAUACAUGUGGAAAAUUAAACUUGAUGAAUGCUCUUACUAAUAACCACAUAGACACAUCUAUGAGAUUAUGAAAGUACACCAUCAGGAGAUAGUAAACUGCUUCCAGCUAGUUCCAUCAAAGAAAAACUCCAACUGCAGUUUUAAUUAUUGGGGGAUUUUAAAUACUAUGCUAACUGCUCAAUUCAAAUUUUUGCAACAGAUGUUUACAAUAUCUAGUAUCCUAAAAUCCAUAUGGUAGCAACAAGCAGAAACAUACAGGCACAAUACGUAUGUAGAUCUACAAUAACAGAAGUUUAUAAUUAAUCUUGCUAUUCAAAAACCAUGUAAUUUUUAAUUUUCCAAUUGUCUUGUAAGUACUUUCCAUUAUACAGUAAAACACCAACAAAUAAACAAGAAAAUAGGUCAGGUUUUCACACUCUGAAGUAUGAUUAAAUCUAUUAUAAAAACCUUAUCUGUAAAAGAGUCCUAUUAGGAGCUCAUGGUACUUACAUACUUUUUAGACUGAAAUAGUUACUCAAAGCAGACUCUUACAACCUGUACCUUAUAAAAUCAUUGCUGUUACUUCCUAUAUUGUUGGCUUUAAACACCACACAAGCUUGUACUGCCACAAAAAUUGAAACAUUUAUUAUCUAAAUUGCUUUGCAGAAAAGCUCAUGGAAGAUUCACCUACUUCCCUGAUACUGAAACUGUAAGUGAAAAGGUUGUUUCAUUAGUUAUUCCUUUCAUGAAAAAUGUUUGUUCACAUGAGGGGAUACAUAUUCAGAUCAUUAAGAAAAUGUCAGUUUUGUGUAGGCUCUUGCUCAACUGUUUUCGCCAGAAACUACAUUGGGUAGUUAAUUCACAAAUACUGACUUUUCCUUUUUAAUCAAAAUAUUUGUGACAGAAGUAACUUUCUGCUUGUGACUUGCCAUGUGUGUCGUAAUACAAUCAAUAAUGCCUGAAACAGAAGUCCCAGUAAAAUUCACCAUUUCACACACCUGCGAUAGCAGUUCCUGCAGAACAGUUUUUGGGACAUACCUAGUAUAUAAAAAAUUACUACUGCAUGGGAUAAGUAACUUCUUCCAGUAAAUCAGUUGUCUGUUUGUAUUCAUUAAUCACUUCUACUGUGCUGAAACAAGGCUUCCUUAUUGCAACUGAAACACUGUGUUCAGUUCAAUGUCGACAAUAAUGUUUUGAGCAAAAUGCAAUUUCUUGGGGAUUUCCAUGAAACUAUUAUUUGUGUUAUAUUACUGUAAAUGCAGAUUCCAUCAAAACACCAGCCAUAGUCUGCUGUUUUCCAUUAACACAUGCAAAUCAGGUUUCAUUUGUCUCUCAUUUUGACAAAUGAUAACAUGUUUUCCUCACAUCACACAGAUAAGUAAAAUAUCUUCUGUAAAUGACAAUUAAAAUCAAAUUAAAUUCAGUACUAGUGUUCAAAAAAUAUGUUCUAAAAAUGGUUGUAAGAUAUGUUUGAGUUUACAAUAAUGUAGUAAAAAAAACAAGUUUUCUAGUGGGCAAACUUGAUGUCAAUAUCUCUUAAUUCUGUGAAGGCUGAUUCCUGACAUGAUGUAAAACCCUUGUUAGAAAAUUUUAUAUAAAUGUGCCCAACUCUUUAAUUUAUAUGCAUAACAUGUAUUCUUGCACUUUUAUUUUGCCAAUAAUACAAACCUGAAAUAUAGGAAACAUGCAUUAGAAAUAGUUCAAUUUGUAGCUGUAUUUUCAUACAAGUUGUUGAUAUAUUGAAAUUGUUAACCUGUUAAAAUGUAUUUCCAACCUAUGUACUGGAACCUGAUUUUUUGACAUAAAUACAAAAGUAGGUGUCUGCAACAUGUCCUUCAUAAAUAAUGUGCCUUAAUUUGAAUAGACGCAAAAGUAGGCUUAUCAGGAAGUUAUUUUAUUUAGUGGGAAGUGCCAUCUGAGUUCCAAGAACUAAUUUCUAAAAUAUAAGAAUGGAAACAGAAGUGUCCUACACAGUUAAAUCUGAAAACACCACAAUUUUUUUUAAAAAAAGAACCACAACUGUGACUGUAAUUUCCCUGUAAAAACUCAAUUUCUUUUGUGCUUCACCCUGUAUUCUUGAAUGAUGUGGUUCAUGAAUAGGAAAGUGUAUGGAAUGACAGGGAUGAUGGACAACAAAUCGUGUAAUGGGUGUAGUCGGUGCUUAUGUAGAUACCUAUGUAGAACUGCAGUCAUUUAGUUGAAUAAUGAAACUGCCUGUCACUGCGUGUAAUCAACUUACACUUUAUAACUGUUGUUUUGUCAUUAUGUGCAUUAGUUUCUAUGCAAGACUCAACUUUUUUAAUAGCUACAAAUUUUUUUCUGUGCUAAAUGAACAGUUGAUAAUUUGGCAAU